Hypanus sabinus (Atlantic stingray) is the source of this 5725-nucleotide messenger RNA. RefSeq names its product zinc finger protein 585A-like. The transcript has 3 exons. NCBI's taxonomy places the organism in Eukaryota, Metazoa, Chordata, Chondrichthyes, Myliobatiformes, Dasyatidae. The record is from RefSeq and is a predicted model, not a curated record. Bases 2753 to 3751 code for a protein of 332 amino acids.
GCGAUCAAGAAGAGGUUAACUUUAUAGAGAGCAAAUCUCCAUUUACAUUCCAGUAGAACAAUAUGAUGUCAGGAUAUAUUUUUGGGGAGACAUGGGGAAAUGAAGAAGAUGUGACAGAGGACAGAAAGGCCUAACUAAGGUACUUCAGAUUUCCAGGUAGUAUUUGCGAAACAUAACAUAAAUGUGGCAGGGUGCAAGGAGAGGUGUGAAUACAAACUCCUGACCUGAUCCCGAGCAGCAAAAUAGAUUUCCAUUUGGCAGACGUGGAGAAAAUUAUUCAGAUUUGUUUACGCAUGGAGUUUUGCAAAAAAUAACAUCCACAAAUAUUUCACCCAUAUGGUCAGUUCAGAAAUAUGAUGUGAAUUGGAGACUCACAUCGGUUACUGAGAUUUGAAUAAAGUUACCUUUCAACUCCCCUAUUGUAGCCAUAAGUCCAGAGACUAUUAUUAAACAGAAUACUGUAGAGAAGCAUAGUGAGUUACUGAAAGAGCUUCUAUAACUGUUACAGGUCACGGUUUUGAAGGUUGACCCUAUAAAAGCUCAAAUUAUGAUGCAGAGGGUCAAUUACUUAGCAGUGGUCAUAACCUCCGGGAGGAAAGAGACAGAUAACCAACAUGUGGAUUUAGUAGCAAAACUACCUCUUCCUACUGAUGUGAGUUUGUUUCUCUGAUUGCAGGGCUAUUGUAGAGACCACAUAGAUGGCUUUGCUGGUAACGCUUGCCCAUUUAUGCAGCUCUUGAAGAAAGGUGUUUCAUGGGAUGGAAACCUGAACACACUACGGCAGUUUCAGUUGGUAAAGCUAGCAUUGCAGAAGCAGCUGCUCUCAGGACCCCAAACCCUCCAAGUCAGUCUCUUUGCACGUGUUUGCCACCAGCAACAUGAUAUCAGCCGUGUGACUCCAGGAAACAGAUGGUCGACUGGAGCCAGUAAGAUAUGCAUCUCAAAUGCCUAUUCCAGUACAUACACAACAUUUAGCAUUAUCCACCAGCACUGUUUUCAUCAGUUAAACAUUUCACUUAUGUUGUUGGUCUUAAUCACAUGCCCUGGCCUAUAAAAAGGAUCAAUCAUCUGACCAACAGGUGAUUCUAUUUCAUUGUUAUAAAAUAAAUCGGAGAAAUGGUCUCACUGAAUAUUGGUACAGAGGUUUCUGUCAAAUUCAUGUUUUCAAUUUUUGGCUGAGGUCAAUAUGGUUUUGAUAUUGUUUGAGCAGAGACAAUAAAGUGCGAGCUUUGGUUAAUUAAGAGUUGAGUAGUGAAUCGUCUACCCUAGUUUAGCUGAUGAAUAGUCAACAGCUAUACAACUAGAUGCAUUGUGCAGUCAGUAUGCGAGGAAGGGCAGGCAGAUGACAGAGAAAAAUUACAGUCAGUGGGAUGAAUUAAAGUGUAUUGGGCAUGGGGCAAAAUAAAACAAAAGAUGAUGAAUACAGGACUGAAGGAGUUAUAUUUCAAUUUACUAAUUGUAGUGAGAAUGUGAAGAGGGUAAGGGGUACGUGUAGAGGGGCUGGGCGAGGGGUAAGUGUAGCAACAUAUGUAGACAGGACAAGAGAGUGGUACGUCAUUGGGGAAGUAAUGAGAGGUAGCUAAAAUAAGUUGCCAGGCCAGACGUGGAGACCACAAGGAAAAGGGAACCUGCGACCACAAGACAAUGUGCUUGGCAAAGUAUUCUGAGUCAUACCUAUUUCAAGUGUUUUGAAGUACAUCAGUAUUAAUUCUAGGUAUUAUGCUUUAACCUUUGCUAAAUCCUGAGUAUUUUGCAUGCUUAGCUGUGCAAUAGCCAAUCAAUUGAUGAAUUCGAAUCGGUAAUCAUAUUUGCGAAUGUAGUACCCUGCUUUUGGGUAUAAGUAUGACCUUUGUAAACCGACAAAUUGGGAGUUGGCUACCUUACGCCCGAAGUGCAAGGGGCUGCGAACUCCUCUCUGAAUAAAAACCAUUUCAGAGGUAAUUUUGUGUCUCUGGUGUUUUUCCUCAACUGAGCAGGUAACAGUUACAGGAUGACAAGUUGGCGAGCCAGGCAGGAGCCUAACGGCUGGCAGUUUCGGGAUCCGGUGUAAGCGGUCGGCGGGCAGGAACGAGCGGGUGGAGAUGGAAGGGCCAUCCGAGAGAUUUUUCUCGGACUCUCUCUACCUUUCUGACUCCCCGUUCCGACCCCUUCGGCUCCGGCUGACCAUCCUACGGCCUCGACGGACCAAAAGGAGAACCUCAGUUGGGAGACACGGAUAACAGGUGAACAAGAGGAUUGACAUUGUCUCCACGGACUGCAGCAAGCUCCUGCAACAUAGAAUAGUCUGGAAGCUCAGUUCAGAUGAAAUCCGGGGUGAGCAAGCCAAUUGGUGAAAAUUUGUCUUCGUGGGAGGAGACAGCAGUUGAUGUUGGAGGAUUGGAGGAUUGAAACAGCACAGAAUUUGUAUCUGGGAAUCUCAAACACAAGGAGUUCACUCAUUCAGCCGGUUUGCAGACACACCUGUGUGUUUAAUAUGGAGAAAGGCCAUUCACCUGCUCUCUGUGUAUGAGGAAUGAACUCAGUUAUCCAGCCUGAUGAAAUAUUAGCCCGUUCACACCAUAAUGAAAGAACUCACCUGUUCUGUCUGCGGGAAGCAAUUAAUUUUGUCAGCCAAGCUGGAAAUACAUCAGAAAAUUCACAACUGUGAGAGUCUAUUCACCUGUCCCACAUCUGGGAAGAGAUUCACUCACUCAGCCAACCUGCUGGCACUCCAGUGAGUUCACAAGGGAGAGUGACCAUUCAACUGCUGUGCAUGUGUGGGAAAAGAUUCACACCAUCACCUGGUCUUGUGACACACAAGCGUUUUCACACUGUGGAAAUGCCAUUUACCUGUUCAGAUUGUGGGAAGGGAUUUCCUGACUCAUACCAACUGAAGAUACAUCAGCGAGUUCACACUGGAGAGAGGCCAUUCACCUGCUCAGAGUGUGGAAAGGGGUUUACACGGCCAUCUGAACUGAAGCUACAUCAGCGAGUUCACACAGGGGAGAGACCAUUCACCUGCUCAGACUGUGGCAAGGCAUUUACUCAGUCAUCCAGCCUGCAGACACACCAACGACUUCACACUGGAGAGAGGCCAUUCACCUGCUCAGACUGUGGAAAGAGAUUCACUUGGUCAUCUGACCUACGAGCACACCAGUCAAUUCACACUGGGGAGAGACCAUUCAUCUGCUCAGACUGUGGUAAAGGAUUCACUCGGUCAUCUCAUCUGAAGCUACAUCAGCGAGUUCACACAGGAGAGAGGCCCUUCACCUGCUCAGACUGUGGGAAAGGAUUCACUCGAUCCUCUGACCUGUUAGCACACCAGUCAGUUCACACUGGGGAGAGAUCGUUCACCUGCACAGACUGUGGGAAGGAAUUCAUUCGGUCAUCUCAACUGAAGAUACAUCAGCGAGUUCACACUGGGGAGAGGCCAUUCACCUGCUCAGACUGUGGUAAGGCAUUCACUCAGCAAUCCAGCCUGCAGAUACAUCAACGAAUUCACACUGGAGAGAGGCCAUUCAUCUGCUCUGAAUGUGGGAAGGGAUUCACUCAGUCAUCCACCCUAGUGGCACACUACCGGGUUCACACUGGGGAGAGACCAUUCACCUGUUCUGAAUGUGGGAAGGGAUUCACUCACUCAUCCAACCUUGUGACACACUAUCGAAUUCAUACUGGGAAGAGACCAUUCACCUGCUCUGAAUGUGGGAAGGAAUUCACUCGAUCAUCCAACCUUGUGACACACUACCGGGUUCACACUGGGGGAAAAGUUUAAAUAAGUUGCAUUCUGGAUAUUUAACCAUUGAGGUUGCUGAAUCCUGAGGCAAGUUCGAAAGUGACUGUUGGUGUCGUACUCUGCAAUUAUUGCUGCAGUUCAUCACACCUUGUUCUGCACCCUGGUCAUUGGGCAUGGGAGGAGUUUCUUCUGCUGAUGUUCACCUUUAGUGGGAUUGGAGUUUAAUAUUCUGGAUCUGUGACUAAUAAAUAAGUUCUACUUUAAGCUCUGUCUCAGCUCCCUGGUGAAACUACAACACCCACUGAGUACAGUAGGGAGUCAACUCAGCCCAGUUGCUCCCUUCCAGACAUUCUGUACCUUGACAGUCCUUUUAAAUCCAUCUCUGCCGCUUCCUGUGGUGAUGGGAUCCAAACAAUCACCACUCUGUGGGAGAAUUUCCCUUGAAUGUCCUGCAUGACUUUUUGCAGAAUGACAAAUAAGAUGAGCUUACUGUAGUUAAGUCUGAUAUGUUCUUCGUUUCUCAUAUUUCUAGGCCGAGGAAUAAUGACAUUGGCAGCUAACCUCUUAUUUCCCUCCUCUUUUCAACAUUAUGGGUCAUGUUCACAGCUUCUCAAGGGCUCUGUCUCACACAGUUGGGUUGUUAGAAAACACCACUGCUCUCCAAAGUCUGAAAGCAGAUUGCGGAAUCAUUAGUUGGGCGUUCAGUUGAGCAGAGUUGGAAACCAGAGGCAGGUCAGCACAGGGCAGAGUUUGGUACUCUGGACAGUAGUAAGAGCACAUAAUGAUGAGCAGGGAAACAGAGCUGGUGGGAGUUGGGGGGGGAGGUGGUGUUGCAUUGAAUGGCAGAGUAGCGAUGCCUGGAAGCUGAUUGUUAAAAAAUUGGGUUGAGUUUUGAAACACUAUGCCUGUUGACAGAGGGUAUAUUGCUUGUGGGAGCUUGCUGUGUUAAAUAGCUUGCUGCGCACUCGUAAAAAUAUUGACAGGUUGAUACACACAGGAGGUACGGCAGGUGCUGGAAAUCUAUGCACAUAAUGUGGUGAAGGAGCUCAGCAGAUCAGGCGGCAUCAAUGGAUGGGAAUAAACAGUCGAUAUUUUGGGCCAACACCUUUCACAAAGUCCUCUUUCAAUGGCACUGUUCUUACCUAGAAAUCAGAGGUUUAGAAUGUACUAUUGCUAUGAAUUGUGUAGGUGCCGAGAGUCUGUUGGAUCCAAUUGUUUAAUUUUUAUUGUCAUUUUCUUUGCGAUUUAACAAGUAAUUAUUUACUUGUAUUUGAAGUAGCCUUUGUAUGCAUAGCAGUUUAAUAUGACUUUAAUGGUUGUACAAAGUAGAAUUCUGGGUGGGGCUUCUUUGCAAUUCAUUAAGUGAGUAAGUGUUUCCUCAUUGGUUAAGUUUUACUGCAGCACUGACAAGUGUGUUCUAAAUGGAUUAUUAUCCAUGGAUUUGAAUGGAAUUUUCCUUAUCUUUGGGUAUAGAAGUAGUUGCUUUUUGCUGGGUGCCAUCUUUUGUUUCUCUCUUUUCUUCAAGAAGUGGACACCUGUCACUGUUCUGUUCUGGUUCUAUGAACUUUUAAUAAAACAAUUGUGAAGCAACAAGUUUCAUGCCUCAUUCCUGACUUCGAAAAGAAGGUUGGGCUUCAUCAAAAUAUCAAAACAUCAAAAUAUGUCAAAUGAUGUAGUUGGCAUGAUUUAGAGCCCAGAGUAAUCAAAACAUUGAACUCAUAGAAGCAGUGGAGCACAGAUUACUACUAAAUUCAGGCAAACUGGUAGAGCAUGAGGAAAAAAAAUAAAUUUGAGUUGCAGGACAACCUGUUAAAAUUUUGAGAUCAUGGUCAAAGUACGUAUGUACAUUCUUAAGACUGAAUUAAAACAGUGGGCAAAGUUGUGAAAAAUUUAAGUUUGAUAAGAUUAUUGAAAUAUACCAUCAAUGAUGAAUCUAAUAAAAUGUGGCUCCUGAUGAUAUUAUCAGGAAAUGACUGCAACUGGUUUAGUGAUAAGACCGUGGUGGUCAGUUGA